Trichomonas vaginalis G3 is the source of this 991-nucleotide messenger RNA. RefSeq names its product organellar and viral DNA polymerase type B. The annotation marks the transcript as partial. NCBI's taxonomy places the organism in Eukaryota, Parabasalia, Trichomonadida, Trichomonadidae. The transcript has a single exon. The record is from RefSeq and is a predicted model, not a curated record. Gene Ontology annotation, molecular function: nucleic acid binding.
AUGAGAGAAGUCAUUCGUGUUAGAGACUUUCCUCAAAGUAAAGUACAAGAAAUUUCUGACGCAACAGGUAUAGCAUUUAAUGUUACCAUUGGUUACUUCAAUGACUCAAGAUAUAAUGAAAUAAAGAGAUACAUACCAAAAGAAUGUGAAACUGUUCGAACUAUUGACCUACUUCUUGUUGAAGACCACUACAUGCUAAACGAAAGACUUCCAAUGACAACAUACUUCGUCAGAAAUUACAAAGAAAUCUUGAAGGAGUGUGGUGGAAUGAACAUUGAGAAACAGAUGAAAAUAUAUACAAAGAGAGAGAACAAAUAUGUAGUUCGUUAUGAUAGAACUACACCGCUAUGGGAUGUUAUGAAAACAUUGUGGGAGUGCAAAUAUUUCGAACCUAUUUCUUAUGGAGAACUUUUCACAUAUACGACUGACUUAUAUAAACAGAACCUUGCACCAUUUAAAGAUUUGACAUAUGCUCCAAAGUAUUGUGUACAACUGAAGAAGAAAGCAGAGUCAAAAGAAGUAAAUAAAAAUAAGUGCAAGUUCAUUCCUGAGCACGUUUUCUUUGCUGACUUUGAGUGUAGUACCGAUGGCUUUCAUAAAGCUUUUAACAUAUGUUACGACAGUGAAGAUGGUUCAGUGAGUGAAAGCAUUUGGGGUCAGAACUGUGCAACAGAAUUUUUGGAACGACUUCCUGACAAGAGUUUAAUAUAUUUCCAUAACCUCAGCUAUGAUAUAAACUUCAUCUUAAGACACAUGACAGAAGUGAAAGGAACUCCCAUCAUUAAAGGUUCACGAACAAUGCAAAUAACUGGCUUAUAUAAAGGAAGGGCAAUUAUUAUAAAAGACUCUUACAGUGUUAUAAAUAAGAAGCUUAAACUAUUUCCUGCUAUGUUUAACUUACAAACAGGACCGAAAGAAGUAUUUCCAUAUAACUACUACAGCAGUACUUUGUUAGCAAAUGACAACAGAACUGGUGUCAUUUCUGAAGCAU